UAAGGGAGAUCACUCCAUAUAGGAAUAAUAAAGUGCCUUCAGGAGUCAGUGUGUGUGGAAGUUCAAUGACUGGGUAUUGUUAGACAUGAAGGAGGUUUUACCAAGAUAUGCCCCCGGAAAACGGAAUUACAGGGAAAGUCCCUCAAAAAGACGGCGGCUACGGGGCAGUCAGGACGAGGAACGAGAAAAGUUUUGGCAAAACUAUCAGGUGUCCGCUAAAGAAAACACUCCACCACCCGCAGAACACCCAAACUUCCGUUCUAACACAGAAACGCUGCCAUUUUCACCGACUAGUGAAAACUCACGUGGCGACCCCCUACUACCCAGAUCUAUUGAACAGUAUUUCCUCCCCAUUUCCCCCAAGGAAGAAAACAGUAUUCUAGACGCUCCCAACAAAGAAAAUAAUAUUCCAGACAAAUCCAACAAAAAAGAGUUUAGUCAGCCUCUUUGUACUGACAAAGAAAUUUAUUUAGAUCCAAGGGAACUCUCAAAGGAUUCCGUGGUCCCAUGUCAUCUGGAUUCGGAAUCUUGUACAAAAGGUGCGUGUUUUCAAGAACUUUCAGAAAGUUAUCACAAUAUUUCUAUGACCGAGGAAUCAAUGGAACAGGAUAUGUUGACAAGGAUUAUAGAUCGCUCCCCCAGGAAGGUAUUCCCUGGCAAAACAAAGACAAAGACCACGUCAUUUCUAUCCCUUCUGUGUUGUAUACUACCUAACGAUGACCAUGUACUUACUAGCAAUGUGUAUCGUCAUAAAAAAUAA
Molecule: messenger RNA, 760 nt
Organism: Saccostrea cuccullata (small rock oyster)
Lineage: Eukaryota; Metazoa; Mollusca; Bivalvia; Ostreida; Ostreidae
Exons: 2
Coding region: 86-760 (224 amino acids)
Source: RefSeq, a predicted model, not a curated record